GCUCAACUGUUAUCGAUAUUAUCAACAGCUGUUGAGCAGCAAAUUAUAUAUUUUUAUUUAUUUAUUGGACCAACGGUUGAUAAAUAACGCUUAAAUUAUGCAUAUCUAACUAUCUAAAUUAAUUGUUAAAUGCGUCAUCAACAACAGCAACAACAAUGGCUUGUUAUUAUCGCCAACACGAGGAAUCUGCGGUGACAAUACCCAAAUAUAAUGAAACAUCCAGCGGGGGCGUUAUUUUCUAUGCAAUUUUUGUGCGUGUGGGAAAAGUGGAAUGGAUGGUUGAGAGACGCUAUAGAGAUUUUUCUCAAUUGAACGAUAAGCUAGUUGAAGAGACAUCAAUAAGUAAAAAACUUUUACCCCCCAAGAAGCUAGUGGGCAAUCGUCAGCCCGCAUUUCUUGAGCAGCGACGUGAGCAACUGGAGACAUAUUUACAGGAGCUUCUUGUCUAUUUUCGCACAGAACUACCACGUACCUUGGCUGAAUUUUUGGAUUUCAAUAAAUAUGAUAUAAUCUAUUUGCUGCAGGAUUUGGCUCAAUUGUUUCACGAACAUGGCGAUGCCUUGUUGAGUGCCAAAAAGGAAUACAAUCUAUCUGCUUUAGAGGUCUUUGCCAUCAGUGAACGUCUAAGUUUACCUUGUCCGCCGCCCAGCAGCCUGGUACUUGGGGGCAAAUUCGAUUUCUUCCAUGUCUUGGAUUUCUGUUCACAACUCGUGGCUUUGGUGGUUACUCCCGUUAAGGAUUCGAGCUGCUUUGCCCAGGAUUAUAACACAGUAGAUGUGCCCAUUGGUCUAAGUAAUAUCAUUCCCAAUCGUUUAAGCUUCAAUUUGAAUGCCUUCCGCAAUCUCAGAGCAUUAAAAUUCUCUGCUCUAUCCACGGAGAAUAUUGUGGACAUUGAAUUGUUAAAGCCAACUCUGAAGACAAUUUGUGUCCACCAUACGACAAUCACUCACAUUAAUCAAGUUUUGUUGUGUGAUAAUUUGCAUAAGGAUUGUGAAGUCCCCAGCAUAUUGCCAGAAGCAUUAGCCCCUUCCUCCUCAAAUGGCAAUAGUCAUUUGAUUAAGACAGAUGCCUGGCAGGAACUUCAUGAACUUGAUUUGACUGGCAAUUUAUUAACCCAAAUUGAUGGCAGUGUAAGAACUGCUCCAAAAUUACGCCACCUAGUACUAGAACAAAAUCGCAUACGUAUCGUCCAGAACCUUGCUGAAUUGCCUCAUUUGCAGAUGCUUUCGCUAUCUGGUAAUCUCAUAGCCGAUUGCAUAGACUGGCAUCUGACCAUGGGUAAUCUGGUGACACUCAAUUUAGCUCAGAAUAAACUGAAAAAUUUGAGUGGCCUACGCAAAUUACUUUCGUUGGUUAAUUUGGAUUUAAGUUCGAACCAGAUAGACAAUCUAGAUGAAGUGGAUUAUGUUGCCAAUUUGCCAUUACUAGAAACUCUGCGUCUGACUGGCAAUCCACUGGCUACCAGUGUAGACUACAGACCACGUGUUUUGGCCCGUUUUCAUGAGCGUGCCGCGGAAAUGUGUCUGGACAAUGAACGUGGCACUCAACAGGAAUUGGACACAGCUCUGGUUUUGUCUGCUUUGCUGCAAUCGCAGCAACGAAAGCCACUGAAAUGACAUGCAAUUAACUUUAAAGUAUUCCAGAAAAAGCUCACAUUUCUAUGGCAGUUGCAGAGGAUUCUUUGUAAAAGUUGAUAAGUUUCGCAAUUUUAGUUUGUUAGUAAAUCCUCUGCUAAAUUCCAUCCAAAAGACCAGAUCAAAGUACUCAAAAACUUUUAAUUUGUUAUGUCGUGUAAUUAAGUCAAAUAAUUGUAAUAAUUUUGUUCGUGUCAGUCCUUCUUAUCUUUUGUCGAUGGAAAGUGCAAUAUUUUUAAUGCUAACAAAAAAUGAAGAAAAAACAAAUGCUUAUAUAUAUUGUUUAAUAAAGCGAAAUCUCAAAAUAUAGAUAAAACACCUCUUGGAAAUCCCUAAAUAUUCGGGAAAGUUGUUGCGAGGGUGGUCUUAAAUUUUAGUCAUACCUCGAACGUUGCUGAAUUAGU
Molecule: messenger RNA, 2038 nt
Organism: Drosophila willistoni
Lineage: Eukaryota; Metazoa; Arthropoda; Insecta; Diptera; Drosophilidae
Product: nischarin
Exons: 3
Coding region: 156-1616 (486 amino acids)
Cellular component (GO): cytoplasm
Molecular function (GO): phosphatidylinositol binding; protein kinase binding
Source: RefSeq, a predicted model, not a curated record